Daldinia caldariorum is the source of this 1331-nucleotide messenger RNA. RefSeq lists its product as uncharacterized. Bases 267 to 1265 code for a protein of 332 amino acids. Gene Ontology annotation, molecular function: arylformamidase activity. The transcript is spliced from 3 exons. The record is from RefSeq and is a predicted model, not a curated record. Lineage: Eukaryota; Fungi; Ascomycota; Sordariomycetes; Xylariales; Hypoxylaceae.
CGUCUCCUCCUCGAUCCGCAUAUGUCUCAUGGUCAACAUGACAUCAAGGAGCAGACGUCAUUGGAUAGCACAACGUCACUCAGACACUCCCCCAAUGCCGUUGUAGCAUAUUGUAUUGUACAUCGUGGCUGUCGAUCGCCACCUCUACUUCCGGGGUAAAGUGCUCUAGAUAUAUACCUUACUCUCUUGCAAAACCCAUCAAGACAUAUCCCCCCCCCCAACAAAAACAAUAUAGGUACCUAAAGUACCUAACCAACCUACCAACAAUGACGGAACACAAAUCCCCUAUGGAUCUCAAAUUCGACGAGCUCCCAGAUCCCAGACGCGUUUGGGUCGGGAAACCGGGAAGCCGCGAAGAAGGCCUCGGACGACUAGCGCUGCUGACGGAAGACCGCGUGCGCCGGGCGGCGGCGCAGGAGAUCCGCACGGGCCGGCGCGUCGGGCUGAACUGGGACGUGCGGAAGCUGGAGUUCCCGAAUCUGGGGAGAUCGCCGUGUCGCCACCAGAUAGUGCCGAUCCUAGGGGGCGUUGCGUUCGACGAUGUUUAUACGAUGAAUCCUCAGCAAAGCAGUCAAUGGGACGGUCUCCGCCACUGGAGCGCGAAACAGUCCGGUCCUCCAGCCGACCAGCAGGAGCAGGAAGGCGAACGCGUAUUCUACGGCGGAACAACCAAAGACGAAAUCCUCGACCGGUCGAGCGACCGCAUCGGCACGCAGCACUGGGCGCGCGAGGGGAUCACGGGCCGCGGCGUGCUGAUCGACUACGCGCGCUGGGCGGCGCGGCGCGGCAUCCGGUACUCCGCGUUCUCGACGCACGCCGUCACGCUGCGGGACAUGCAGGACAUAGCCCGCGAGCACGACCUCGCGUUCGAGCGCGGGGACAUCCUGCUCGUGCGGAGCGGCGCGAUACGAGAGUGGGAGCACGGGAUGGAUACUGCGGCAAAGACGGCGUACGCGGCGUCGCGCGCCCCGGAACACGCCGGCGUGGAGGCUACUGCGGAGGUGCUGCGGUGGCUGUGGGAUACCGGGUUCGCGGCGGUGGCGGGCGACGCGCUGUCGUGGGAGGUGUAUCCGCCGCAGAGCGACGUGUUCCUGCACGAUGUUCUGCUUGCCGGAUGGGGGAUGCCUAUUGGAGAGCUAUUUGACUUGGAGAGACUAGCUGAGAUCUGCGAGGAGCUGAACCGGUGGUCGUUCUUCUUUACUUCCAUGCCGCUUAAUAUGCCCGGUGGUGUAUCGUCGCCGCCGAACGCGCAGGCGAUAUUCUAAGAGAGGAAAACCUUGACUAACAGCAUGCUGCUAGUUAAUGGAAUGUAAACAUGACUAUGUUGGCUG